Molecule: messenger RNA, 1898 nt
Organism: Salvia hispanica
Lineage: Eukaryota; Viridiplantae; Streptophyta; Magnoliopsida; Lamiales; Lamiaceae
Product: hexokinase-2
Biological process (GO): glycolytic process; carbohydrate phosphorylation; glucose 6-phosphate metabolic process
Cellular component (GO): cytosol; mitochondrion
Molecular function (GO): D-glucose binding; fructokinase activity; glucokinase activity
Source: RefSeq, a predicted model, not a curated record
CUUUUCAAUAGUGUAUUUCCUAAAUAUCUUUAAACUAGAAGACAAAUCCCUCCCAACUCUCGAGAACCCAUAUAAAUUUCCUCCAUUAACUUCAGCCAUGGUGGCUCUCUAAUGGUCGAAUCGUCUAUCUAGGUUGAAAUCACUGAUACCCACCGCGAAAACCAACUAAAAGAUUCGAUCUUGGGCCGUAAAUCUCGAAUCCGGUGAGAUGGGCAAAGUAGCUGUGGCGGCGACGGUGGUCUGCACGGCGGCGGUGUGCGCCGCCGCCGUUCUGUUGGUGAGGCGGCGGAUGAGGAGCUCCGGCAAGUGGGCCGCGGCGGAGGCUGUUCUGAGGGAGCUGGAGGAGAAGUGCGCCACUCCCACCGCCAAGCUCCGCCGCGUGGCCGAUGCUAUGAUGGUGGAGAUGCACGCCGGCCUCGCAAUCGAGGGCGGCAGCAAGCUCAAGAUGCUCAUCAGCUACGUGGAUAACCUCCCCACAGGGAAUGAAAAGGGAUUGUUCUAUGCAUUGGACCUUGGUGGAACAAACUUCCGUGUUAUGCGAGUCCAGUUAGGUGGCAAAGACAAUCCAAUCAAGCAGGAGUUUGAUGAAGUAUCGAUUCCUCCACAACUGAUGACAAGUUCAUGUAAUGAACUAUUUGAUUUCAUUGCCGAGGCACUAGCAAAAUUUGUUGCUACAGAAGGCGAUGACUUUCAUCUUCCACCCGGAAGGCAAAGGGAGCUUGGUUUCACCUUUUCCUUUCCAGUUCGACAAUUAUCGUUAGCAUCAGGAACCCUAAUCAACUGGACGAAAGGCUUCCUUAUCGAAGAUGCGAUCGGACAAGAUGUCGUUGCAGAGCUAACGAAAGCAAUGGAAAGAGUUGGUCUUGAUAUGCGUGUGACUGCAUUGGUCAAUGAUACCGUUGGAACCUUAGCUGGAGGACGAUACACCAAUCCGGAUGUCGUUGCUGCUGUGAUCCUUGGGACGGGAACUAAUGCUGCUUAUGUCGAACGGGCACAUGCAAUUCCAAAAUGGCAGGGUCUGCUACCUAAAAGCGGAGAAAUGGUUAUAAACAUGGAGUGGGGUAAUUUUCGCUCGUCACAUCUUCCACUUACAGUGUACGAUUACGCUCUCGAUGCUGAGAGUUUGAAUCCUGGAGAUCAGAUUUUCGAGAAGUUGAUUUCUGGCAUGUAUCUUGGAGAAAUUGUGCGUAUAGUUUUAUGCACGAUGGCUGAAAAGGCAUCCUUUUUCGGUGAUACAAUCCCGCCCAAACUCAAUAUCCCAUUCAUACUGAGGACCCCCGACAUGUCGGCUAUGCACCACGACACCUCUCCCGAUCUCAAGGUUGUCGGGAGCAAACUGAAGGACAUCCUAGAGGUACCCAACUCCUGCCUGACAAUGAGGAAAAUCGUCGUGGCGAUAUGUGACAUCGUCGCCACGCGCGGGGCCCGCCUCUCCGCGGCCGGCAUCGUGGGCAUCCUCACGAAGCUGGAGAGGGACGCCCCGAAAGAGGGAGAGAAGCAGCAGAGGUCGGUCAUAGCUUUGGACGGCGGACUGUUCGAGCACUACACCAAAUUCAGGGAGUGCAUGAAGGCCACGCUCGACGAGCUGCUGGGAGAGGUCUCGGACAGCGUCGUGAUCGAGCUUUCGAACGACGGGUCGGGGAUCGGAGCCGCCCUCCUGGCGGCCUCCCAUUCGCAGUACCUCGAAGUCGAAGAAGAAUCUUGAAGGUGUACAAUUUCUGGUUAGUUUUUGUAGUAUUUGUGGGAACUAUGUAUGCCUAUAUACUUGGAUGCCUUUGAAAGGAAGACACAGGCAGCGGUGGAAUGGAAGGAGAUGAAUAAAUUGAGGGAUUUACAAAUAUUUGAUCAUUUUUAGGCCUAAGUUAUAAUAAUUAAUGAGAAACUGAUUUUCAUUGUUA